GUCUAGAAUCCAUACACUUUUGUUUACAAACACAAAUUCGGCUGUCAGCAUGCUUCACUUGGGAAUGCAGGAAGUCUAAAACCCUAUAAAAGAAGAAAGAAGAAGAAGAAGAAAUACAGGAGGCGACAUCAUAGAAAUGCCUUGGGAUGUAUGAGUUUUCACAUGGAAAGAAAUUACUUGUCAAGACAAGAUAAGAAAGGAAAAUACACGAGAAGAGGGAGAAAAACAGGCCACAUACUUUUCUUCUGGAGCGAAAAUUGAACACUUCACAAUAUGCCGAGACGUAAACAAGUCUUUGCACAUCGGCGGGAAUACACAUCAGAUGAAGAAACAAGAACACUAAAUGGCGAGAGGAAACAGACAGCAUCAGAUCCCAUGCAGAUAGAUGAAGAUGUCCUUUCCAUAGUGAAAACUGCAAAAGCUUUACAUAAUGAGGGCUAUUUGUACAAGGAUGUCAUACCCCCUGCAGAUCUACAAGGUCUAAAAGAAAGAUAUAUAGGUGAUAGCACAAAGGUGUCAACAGUAAACGAUAUCUGGAAAUUCUGGGACAUGUUGGAGGAAGUAGCAGGAAAACCAGACGUGAAGCCCAUUUCAGUAGUGAAUUCACUCCCUACAGAUUCUGAUGGCACAGAACCUUCAUCAUCAGUGUCAGUAGCACACAGCCAAGAGGUAAAAGUACAUAAAAGAAAGGGUAAAAAAAAUGCAUUAAAACAUGGUCGAGUACCAGCAGAAGCCAACCUUUCACUUACAAAAUACUCAAACUCAAAACCAACAAUGGUGCUUCAACCUUCAAUCUCUGCCUCCGAUCUACUUUGGUUAUCAAAACUGCCUCAAGUUGCUGCAAAAACACAACAAUUACAGUCAUCAUUUCCACAGAUGCUUGCUAACUCUGUGGCAGUGUGUCAGCUUUCAUCACUAAAGUCAGUAACAUCUUUGUUAAAAGAACAGAGUGCAGAGAAACAUUUAGAAGAGCAAAAUUCAAAGGAAGUCAAAAGAAAAAUUCUAAAGCAAGUAAGAGAUUUCAUUCAGGGACAAAAUGCAAGGUUUGAAAGACUUGCUGAAAUUGCAAAACGUCAAAACAGUUUAUUGGAGCAGUUUGCAAAACAUAUGGUCCUAAAAGAACAGCAAGAGCUAGAGUUAAGAGGGCUCAUGCAGCAACAGUUAGGACAAAUACAGCAGAUGGAACACUUUUAUGAUGUGCAGCACCGACAGCAUCAACAGUUUAUCCACCAACUUCGGCAGCUGCAGUUGGAAUUUUUAUAUGAACUGCAUGACCACCACCAGUGCUACAUACAAGGGAAGGGCAGCAGUUGAUUUUGGCAAAAGACUGAAUUGAAAUGCUCCCAGCAAAUGAUAAAGCCAGUCUAGCAAAGUGAGGGUGAUAUGCAAGUUACUUCAAUUGCAUCAAUUGAUGGUACAAUAGUCUGUGAAAGCAACUGUGAAUUCCCCUGUUUGCUCAUGCUGAGAUUAGAGCAUUUAUCUUGUGAAAUUGUUUUUAUAUGUUAUUAUGAGUAUAAUUUCCUUUUUCAAAAUCAAAUAACAGUAUAAACUGUUAAUAUAAAAUAUUGUAGGCAAAGUGGCCCACCAUAUAUUUAGUUUAGGGAAUCCCAAAGACAAUACUAUUGUUUAUAAUUUUGUAAUAAAAUUGUACUUUAAA
This is a messenger RNA of Penaeus vannamei (Pacific white shrimp), 1657 nucleotides long. RefSeq lists its product as uncharacterized. NCBI's taxonomy places the organism in Eukaryota, Metazoa, Arthropoda, Malacostraca, Decapoda, Penaeidae. The record is from RefSeq and is a predicted model, not a curated record.